Cadophora gregata is the source of this 2484-nucleotide messenger RNA. RefSeq names its product Sulfate permease 2. Gene Ontology annotation, cellular component: membrane. Bases 1 to 2484 code for a protein of 827 amino acids. Gene Ontology annotation, molecular function: secondary active sulfate transmembrane transporter activity. Lineage: Eukaryota; Fungi; Ascomycota; Leotiomycetes; Helotiales; Ploettnerulaceae. Gene Ontology annotation, biological process: transmembrane transport. The transcript is spliced from 4 exons. The record is from RefSeq and is a predicted model, not a curated record.
AUGUCUGCGACCAAAGUCGGACAUGCCUUGGCCAAAGGCCUCGGUAUCAAGCUCAACUAUCGAAAUGAAUUGGACGACGAAAUUCGUCGCGGAGAAUCUGUUUUCUCGAGUCAAACCGCAGACACCUAUGUCGAACAAGAACCCCACGCGAUUGACUGGGUGAAAGAUGUCACACCAAAUGGACGAGAUGUUCGCCAAUAUUUUUGGUCACUAUUCCCCUUCCUCCAUUGGAUCACGCGAUACAACGCCCAAUGGUUUGCUGGUGACAUGGUUGCUGGUAUCACCAUCGGUGCUGUUGUCGUCCCCCAGGGGAUGGCAUAUGCUGUCCUGGCUGAGUUACCGCCGCAAUAUGGUCUGUACACAUCCUUCAUGGGUGUUCUGAUCUAUUGGUUUUUUGCUACUUCUAAGGAUAUUACCAUCGGCCCUGUCGCCGUCAUGUCUACUCUCGUGGGUAAAAUCGUCAAGCAUGCCGCCAAAACCAAUCCCGAAGUUCCAGGACCUGUCAUCGCAACAGCUUUGUCCAUCAUCUGCGGAGCUAUCAUUGUCUUCAUUGGCUUGAUUCGAGCUGGCUGGAUCGUCGACCUUAUUCCUCUGGUGUCCAUCUCCGCAUUCAUGACGGGUUCGGCAAUCAACAUCGCUGUUGGCCAAGUUCCAACCAUGAUGGGAUAUUCGAAGAAAUUCGAUACCAGAGCCGAAACAUUCAGGGUCAUCAUAAACUCCUUCAAGCACCUUCCGGACACGACGCUGGAUGCCGCGAUGGGACUCACAGCUCUUUUCCUCCUAUAUGCCAUUAGAGCAGGAUGCAGUCUUGCUGCAAAGAAGUGGCCGACGAGGCAGAAAACAUUCUUCUUCAUCGCCACUCUUCGAACUGCAUUCGUCAUUCUCCUGUACACUAUGAUCAGUUGGCUUGUGAACAGACACCACCGCAAGAAGCCACUGUUCAAGAUUCUCCAGAAGGUUCCAAGAGGUUUCACAGCAGCUGCUGUCCCCACCGUGAAUACAAAAAUAAUCAGCAUCUUCGCUGGCGAGCUGCCCUCGGCUGUCAUUGUCCUGUUGAUUGAGCACAUCGCUAUUUCGAAGUCCUUCGGACGGAUCAACAACUACAUCAUCAACCCAUCCCAAGAAAUGGUUGCCAUUGGUGUUACCAACCUCCUUGGACCUUUCCUCGGAGCCUACCCAGCCACCGGGUCAUUCUCUCGAACUGCUAUCAAGUCAAAAGCCGGCGUCAGAACCCCAUUUGCGGGUGUGAUCACUGCAAUCGUCGUCCUCUUAGCUAUCUAUGCCCUUCCCGCCGUUUUCUUCUAUAUUCCGAGUGCCAGUUUGUCAGCAGUCAUCAUUCACGCUGUAGGAGAUCUUAUCACUCCUCCUAAUACUGUCUACCAAUUCUGGCGGGUUUCACCACUCGAGGUGCCGAUCUUCUUCGCUGGAGUGUUCGUCACAAUCUUCUCCUCCAUCGAGAACGGCAUCUACACAACAAUCUGCGUGUCUCUUGCCCUUCUUCUUUAUCGAGUAUUGAAAGCCAAGGGGAGAUUUCUCGGUAAGGUCAAGGUCCACUCCCUCGUUGGCGAAUCCAUUGUCGGCAACGAGAGCAAGCCUUUCCUCCCAAACAACGGCACCUUCACCACAUCCGGAGGAGCCCACGAAGACUCUUCAAGCAGAAACAUCUUUCUGCCCCUCGAUCAUGGUGAUGGCUCCAACCCGGAUAUUGAAGUUCAAGUUCCAUAUCCAGGAGUCUUUAUAUACCGCUUUUCUGAGGGCUUCAACUAUCCAAAUGCCAAUCAUUACUUGGAUCAGUUGACCAACCACGUCUUUGCCACCACCCGCCGAACAAACCUCGACCACUACCCUCGCCCUGGUGAUCGCCCUUGGAAUGACCCUGGCCCACGCCGCGGCAAGGCCCCAGAAGUCCACGCCGACCGCCCAACCCUUAAAGCCAUCAUCCUAGACCUCUCCUCCGUCAACAACGUCGACAUCACUUCCGUACAACAACUAAUUGACGUCCGCAACCAACUCGACAAAUACGCUUCUCCCUCUACGGUCGACUGGCACUUCGCUUCCAUCAACAAUCGCUGGACCAAGCGUGCCCUCGUCUCCGCAGGCUUUGGCUACCCAACUCCCGACUCGACAUCCACACACCGCUGGAAGCCCAUUUUCAGUGUCGCCGAGCUCGGCGGUUCAGACUCUGCUGCUCAAGCUGCUGAGCGGACGGCAAACGAGAAGGAACUCGAGGAGACACGAACAAGAGAGGCCAACCGCCCGUCAAACGGUGAUGGUAUCAAUGCAGAUUCCGACAGCGGACUUUCGAGCAACGAUCUUAAGAAUGUGGCGAUUAGGACUGCGGGACGGGCGGCUGUGGUGAAUGGGCUGAACAGACCGUUGUUCCAUAUCGACCUGACUAGUGCGCUGCAGAGCGCUAUUGCAAAUGUGGAGGCGAAGGAGGCGUAUGAGAGUCAGGGUGGCAAUGGGAUCGGUCAGCUGCCUUGA